AGGCACAGCCACUGGGUCAGUGGUAGCACACAGAUAAGCACCUGUGCCUUGGUGGGGACUCCAGGGGCCACUGGGCACCCCGGACACCUGUCCUCCCUGCACUAUGGACAACAAGUCAUGCUGCAUCCUUGAGGGGGACCUCAUCUCUCAGGUGAUGCCACCCCUGCUCAUCCUGGCCUUCGUGCUCGGCGCCCUGGGCAAUGGGAUUGCUCUGUGUGGUUUCUGCUUCCACAUGAAGACCUGGAAGCCGAGCACCAUUUACCUUUUCAACUUGGCCGUGGCUGAUUUCCUCCUCAUGAUCUGCCUACCCUUCCGGACAGACUACUACCUCAGAGACAGAAACUGGGCCUUUCAGGAUCUUUCCUGUCGCCUGGUGCUGUUCAUGCUGGCCAUGAACAGAGCCGGGAGCAUCGUCUUCCUGACAGUGGUGGCCGUGGACAGGUAUUUCAAAGUGGUCCACCCCCACCAUAUGGUGAACACCAUCUCGAACCGGACCGCAGCUGGCACCGUCUGCGUCCUUUGGACCUUGGUCAUCUUGGGAACUCUGCAUCUUUUGACGGAGAGCCACCUGUGUCUGCAGAAGAAUGCCACGUCUUGUGAGAGCUUCAUCAUGGAGUCAGCAAACGGCUGGCACGACAUCAUGUUCCAACUGGAGUUCUUCCUGCCUCUGGGCCUCAUCGGGUUCUGUUCCUUCAAGGUGAUCUGGAGCCUGAAGCAGCGGCAGCAGCUGGCCAGACAGGCUCGGAUGAGGAAGGCUAUCCACUUCAUCAUGGUGGUGGCCAGUGUCUUCGUCACUUGCUAUUUGCCCAGCGUCCUGGCCAGACUGUACUUCGUCUGGACGUUGCCCUCCAGUGCCUGCAACGCAUCUGUCCAUGUGGCCCUCCACGUCACCCUCAGCUUCACCUACAUGAACAGCGUGCUGGACCCCCUGGUGUAUUAUUUUUCAAGCCCCUCAUUUCCCAAAUUCUAUACCAAGCUUAAAAUCCAUCAUUUGAGACCCAAGCAGCCAGGACCCUCAAAGUCACAGAGGAUGGAGGAGAUGCCAACUUCUGACCUCUGUCGUAAGAGUUGCAGCAGCGUGGCAAAUAGUGUCCAAAGCCAGCCAGAUGUUCAGGGGGACCUCCAAGUGUGUUGAAUGGCACUAAUACAAACAGGCCAGCAACGUGAUUACAGUGAUAGGGGACAGGAUGGGCAUGUGUGUUGGUUAGGAAUUGCUCAGCUCCUGUGUAAUUUUAAACAGAUGAGGAUACAGGUAUGAAUCUUUACUGGGUCAUGUUCUUGCUCUGGGGGGGGGGGGGAGUUAUUGAACUUAAUGAUGUAUCGAUAUUUCCUAUUCUUUGACCUUAAACCCUUACUUAUUUUGAAAAAAAGGAACUGAACUAAGUCAAUAAAUAAAAUAAAAGGAACUGAACUUUUAUUUUAGGCUGAGAGAGGCUCUUUAAAUCAGGAUGUCGGGCUGGGGAUGUGGCUCAAGUGGUAGCGCGCUCGCCUGGCAUGCG
Messenger RNA from Marmota flaviventris (yellow-bellied marmot), 1499 nucleotides. It is a transcript of the gene Hcar1, whose product is annotated as hydroxycarboxylic acid receptor 1. Gene Ontology annotation, biological process: G protein-coupled receptor signaling pathway. Lineage: Eukaryota; Metazoa; Chordata; Mammalia; Rodentia; Sciuridae. Gene Ontology annotation, cellular component: plasma membrane. The record is from RefSeq and is a predicted model, not a curated record. Gene Ontology annotation, molecular function: G protein-coupled receptor activity.